Amaranthus tricolor (Joseph's coat) is the source of this 1821-nucleotide messenger RNA. Its product is annotated as OVARIAN TUMOR DOMAIN-containing deubiquitinating enzyme 4. The transcript has 7 exons. The coding region runs from base 402 to 1424 and encodes 340 amino acids. The record is from RefSeq and is a predicted model, not a curated record. Gene Ontology annotation, biological process: endoplasmic reticulum unfolded protein response; protein deubiquitination. Gene Ontology annotation, cellular component: cytosol; nucleus. Gene Ontology annotation, molecular function: cysteine-type deubiquitinase activity. NCBI's taxonomy places the organism in Eukaryota, Viridiplantae, Streptophyta, Magnoliopsida, Caryophyllales, Amaranthaceae.
GAAAGUACUCGAACCUCGCCAACGGUAUUUACCACCGUUUUGUAAAACGCCCGACUUGAAUUUAUACUUGGGUCUGUGUGGUUGGUAUUUGGCAACCCAUUUCAUCAUCAAAUCAAAUUCAGAAAUCUUAUUCAACAAUCCGCCAUUGAAUACUCAUCAAGCUACCUUUUGAAUUCUUACAUUAUACAGCAAGGAACACACAGUAUCCAGACCUUAUGAGCGCCACUGACAUAAAUGUCCUGAUGUUUAGCCGAGAACUCCUUGUGGUUUCGUAACUGCUGGUGAUUCCAUAUUCUAAUUUCUACCGGUGUUUUGUGACAUUGACUAAAGGUGGUAUUGCUAUGAGGCAUUUCUGGAAUUAGUUUUGCAAAAUUGUAACUUAUGGUAGAGAACAACUCACGAUGAUGAUAGUAUGCUCUCCAAUUAAAACUUGCACCAAAAAUGUGCUUCCGAUAAGUGGGUAUUUUCAAAAGCAAAUGAGAGUCCAUGUAAAUAAUAUUGCUUCCCCUACCACAUCCAGGUCAUGUUGUCACAUUCCGAAACAAGGGAUCUCCAGGAUUAGAUAUCCUCGAAUUUCAGCCUCUAGCAGUUCUUCAUGGUUUUCCAAUUGUAGCAUCCGUGCAUUUCAAUGGGUUCAGUACAGAUCUGGUUUGUGCAGUAAGAAGAAACCAUGUCCUUUGUUAAUGGUCAAAAGUAGUUCUCACAAGACAUCGAUUGGUUUCUCAUCUUGGCCUCAAGAUGUAAGCAUUAAAAUUUUGGUGCCAAAACGAAGAAUGCUUUCUGAUUUCAAAUUUGAUGCUGGACUAUUCUCUUGGUUGAAAGGAUAUGGCGCUGCUGGUUUGAUUUCCGGAUUAUUAGUUUGUUAUUCGACUUCAAAUUCAGCACAUUCUGAAGCACUGGAGGAAAAAGGAGCCAAAAAGGAAUGCACUGAUUCUUCAGUCGACCAUUUUGCACAUGGAAAGAAAGUCUACACUGAUUAUUCUGUCAUAGGCAUACCUGGAGACGGAAGGUGUUUAUUUCGUUCUGUUGCUCAUGGGGCUUGUUUAAGGAAUGGCAAACCUGCUCCAAAUGAAAGCCUUCAGAAACAAUUAGCUGACGAGUUACGGGCUAUGGUUGCUGAAGAAUUCAUCAGAAGGCGGCAAGAAACUGAGUGGUUUAUUGAAGGCGACUUUGACACUUAUGUUUCACGGAUAAGGAAGCCUCAUGUUUGGGGAGGUGAACCCGAGUUACUGAUGCUUUCACAUGUUUUAAGGAUGCCAAUUACAGUUUACAUGCAUGAUAACAAAUAUGGUGGAUUAAUAUCCAUUGCCGAGUAUGGUCAAGAAUACGGAAAAGAUAAUCCAAUACAAGUUCUGUAUCAUGGUUAUGGUCAUUAUGAUGCAUUACAAAUUCCCGGAAAGAAAGGUAGCAAAUCAAGGUUGUAAUUUCUUUAUAUCGACCGUUUGUUCGAGUUCCAGUUGCAAGUCCACAAGCAACACGGGAUUACAUCUUAGCCAGCUCACUGCUCGUGGCUACGUAAAUUGUAAAACAACCCCAAAAAAACCCAUGUGUUAACUUGCUGGUGAUGCGUGAUUUAAUAUCGGCAUUGAUUCGUGAAUCGAUGUUGCGAUUCAUGAAUUGACAUAUUACUUCAUGAAUAGUUGUAUGCUUUUCUAUAAAUAUAGAAGGCAUGUGUAAGUUAUUUCUUACAUGAGAUGUACAUGGAAAAUACAUGUAAUUUUUGAUUUUUCUUUUCUUCUAGUACUUUACAUAGAGAACUUGUAAUCCUCGAUUGUAAAUUUUCGUUUCUUCUUCCACUUAAGUUUUCUCAUGUCGUUUUAA